AUGGCGAUAGGUUGUCGUGUUUUGAUCGGUCUAACAAUGAUCCUCAUAAUCUCGGGAACACUAGGGGAAGGAACGUGCCAAGGAGACAUCGAGGGUCUGAUGAGGGAAUGUGCGGUCUACGUCCAGCGUCCAGGCCCGAAGGUAAACCCGUCCGCAGGGUGUUGCAGAAUCGUGAAGAGAUCAGACAUACCUUGUGCAUGUGGCCGUGUCACAGCCUCGGUCCAGAAAAUGAUAGACAUGGAUAAGGUCGUUCAUGUCACUGCCUUUUGUGGGAAGCCUCUCGCUCAUGGUACCAAGUGUGGAAGUAAGUCUUUUUAUGGUAAAGAUCAGUUUCAUUCUUUAAUCUUAUAA
Messenger RNA from Thlaspi arvense, 351 nucleotides. The record is from the annotation of a GenBank genome assembly. NCBI's taxonomy places the organism in Eukaryota, Viridiplantae, Streptophyta, Magnoliopsida, Brassicales, Brassicaceae.